This is a messenger RNA of Ornithodoros turicata, 2727 nucleotides long. RefSeq names its product protein 5NUC-like. Gene Ontology annotation, biological process: AMP catabolic process. Gene Ontology annotation, molecular function: metal ion binding; 5'-nucleotidase activity; nucleotide binding. Gene Ontology annotation, cellular component: plasma membrane. The transcript has 8 exons. The record is from RefSeq and is a predicted model, not a curated record. The coding region runs from base 100 to 1749 and encodes 549 amino acids. Lineage: Eukaryota; Metazoa; Arthropoda; Arachnida; Ixodida; Argasidae.
UGUCGAGACACGCGCUGGCUCGUUCUGCAUGCUACGGGGUGGUUAUCUGACGAACCAUUUGCAGGGUGCCUUGCUCACGCCAAUCUUCGGAACCAUAGCAUGAGCGAAGCAGAAAUACUGUGCUCGGCAAAAACUUUAGCCUUCGUGUGGACGUCGUUUCUUCCUGCACUUCUAGUGGCAGGAAAGAACUUCACGCUCACAGUCGUCCACACGAAUGACAUCCACGCUCAUUUCACGGAGUCUGACGUUGAAGGCAACCAGUGCACCGACGAAAUAAGGCAGAGCAAGGGAUGUUACGGGGGCUUCUCCAGGCAGUACGCAUUCGUCAGUCAAAUGCGACAAAGAAGUGAUUACAUGAUGUUCCUCAACGCUGGUGACUACUUUCAAGGCACGCAAUGGUUCAGCGCAAUGACUGAGAGUGCGAUGGGUGAACUCGUUUCUGUUUUAAAGCACGACGCUAUGACCCUGGGGACGCACGAGUUUGAUCAUGGCCCUGCUAAACUGUACGCAUUUCUGUCUUCGUUGGCCCCCUCCAUCAAGGUCCUUGUGUGCAAUAUCGAUGCGAGCAAGGAACCGCUUUUGAACAAGGCCCUCAUUGAGCCAUCUACUGUACUCAGACUUGGUGGCGACGUCGACAUUGGUAUCAUAGGCUACAUAACUCCGAAGACUCGUUACAUGUCCAUCACAGGUCGCGUCGAAUUUUCCAGCGAUGUCGAAUGCGUGCGAAGGGAAGCGCUGAGGCUGAGGAAACUUAACGUUACCAUCAUCGUCGCCAUUGGUCACUCGGGCUUGAUGAGGGACAGAUUGAUUGCCCAGGAAGUUCCUGAGCUCAACAUCAUCGUAGGAGGCUUCUCUCAUUCCUUCUUGUACAGCGGAGCCGGCGUUUACCCAAACACUGAGCUUGCCGAUGGACCCUAUCCUGUGGUCGUCCAACGACAAGACAGUUCUACCUGCCUCGUAGUUCACGCAUACUGGUUCGGGAAGUACGUCGGGGUGCUCAACGUCAUGUUCGACAGCUCUACCGGCAAAAUGUUGAACUUCUCAGGGGCGCCUGCAAUCAUGGACAGCUCUAUCACGUCAGUAUCGAACAGUCCCAUGGACGCCACACUGAAGAACUUGAGCAGUGUUCAAGACAGCGCGAUGGGUACACAAGUGGGGAAAACGAAAGUGCUCCUUGAGGGUACCCGUCAAGUGUGCCGUCUGGAAGAGUGUACCAUGGGCAACGUCAUAGCGGACGCUAUGUUCGGCUGGUUCGCUGAUCUGCGAACUGCCGAUGACAACCACUGGAGCAGGGUCAACGGUGCCGUGAUGCGAGGUGCAGAUAUUCAUUCUUCGAUCGACGACAGAAUCACACAGGGGAACAUUUUGUUGGAACACCUUUACGAAGUUCUUGGUGAGGGCUCGUCCCAUAAGCAAGUCGUCCUGGUCGAGUUGUCGGGUGAACAGUUUUUAGACAUGAUGGAGAGAUCGGUGCACGACUACGACAUUCUCUACAAAAAAGCGCAGCCAAAUUUUCUCCAAAUAUCAGGGCUUCACGUUACCUAUAACGUUCGCAACGCGCCAUCCUCUCGGGUCGUUUCCUUGCAAACCUUCUGCAUCGGGUGCCGUGUCCCAGUAUACGAUCCUGUACAACGCGAGAAGAAGUACACCUUGGUCAUGCUGGAAACUAUGGCGAGGGGCCCCUUCAUGCACGAACACCUGAUUGAUGACCAGAUAAUACCAACAGAAAAAUUAUCAAGGUGUUCGUAAGUCAUGGCUAAAAUUCAUCGAAGGUAAGAGCCCCUAACACCAUAAUUUUUGAACAGGUAGAUCUUUCAAAACAGUUUUACAGCUACAGCUUAUGAGAAAGCUCUUGUGGAGGCGUCGUGGUCUGUGAUAUUUUAUUCGACGCACCAUUGGUUGGCGCAGCAGCAAAUCGAAGAGCAGAUCAAAAACAAAGAAAAGCGGUAGCCGUGCGUGUGCGAGCGCUGUCAGCGUGCCAGACGCUAUGUGGCGGCCACUGAGAGUGCGUCCGCCGCCCGCAAAAGGGCCUGUACCGACAUGCAGUACACAUGCGCAAGAAAGUGAAGAAAGUGCUUGCCGUCAAGCAACCGCUUAUCACCUGCGGUUUCCGCGGCUCUCACGAUGUCGACGUGCUGCAGACUACGUGGGUGUCCGGAAGAAAAGAACGUGACGCAAUCUCCGUUGACCCCCUGACUGGACCAAGAUGUGCGACAUGCCGUUAAAAAUCGUGCAUAUUGCGCAGUGGAGGAAAAGCGGAACGCGGAGGCGGCUUCUCCCGCCUCGCGGCAUGAACUUUCCGGCACGCGUUACCGCGCGCAUUUGCCGCAUGUGGGUACGCGGCCAUAUGGACACGGCGCGCCGCUGCAGCAGGCGAAGUGCAUAUAGCACAUCGAGCGAACAAGCAACCCAACGCUCGUUGACUGCACGAAGCCAUGACCCAACAUCCACAGUUGAUGAAAAUGGAAGGAGGCUCCUACCUGGGACGCAUUAUGCAUGCCGCAGAUAGGCGCCUCCAUCUGUUUUGAACAAAUCAGGACACAGAAUGAUAUCGUUCGGAGCGAUGGUUGGCUAGGAGCGUGCUAUGCGGUGAAGUUCUGUUUUAAGAGUGUGGCUGGAAUCGUGCUGUAUGCGGCGAUGGUCUGGUUUAACAAUUAUACAAUUUUGCUUUUCUGUCUCGUUCAUGCUGGUUAUGUUGUUUCAUACAUUAAAACGACACUUAGGCUG